AUGACGAGCCGCCGGCCUUCACUCCUUCAGGCCCGCGGCGGUCCUCACGCUCAUGCCCACGCUCAUUCUUCAUACAAACUUGGACACGGACACGGACACGACCAGCACCUGCAUCAGCAGUAUCCUCACGACGCCGUUGCCGGCCCCCGACCCAACGACGUCAAGCCCGAAAGCGCUCAGGCACCAGAGCUCCAUGAUCGAGCUGUCGUGCCCGUCGUAGACCAACCGUCCACCGAUGUCGUCACUCCCAGCGCAACAUCUCUCGUCACCCGGGUCGUCCAGACCGUUUCGCUCGUUCAAAUCGUGGACUCGUCCGGAUCACCAAUUGAGACGCAGACUCGCUUCGCUAUCCCCAACACCGUAGUGGUGGAUAAGGACACGGGCAAGACCAUUUCCGCCUCCAACCCAGACCACACGCCAGCUCCUGCUGCUCCGGGCUCCGGCCCGGAGUCCAGCGAAGUGAUUCGGUCCUCAACGUCUAGCAUCAGCAUUCAAUCACCGGCCGCUUCCGUCUCCAGCAGCUCGCAAGCGCCGGCUGCUUCUAUUCCCACCAUCUCAAUUUCACCGACUACCCCGGCGUCGCUUUCGCCGUCCGCUCAUUCUUCACCACCACCAACACCAGCGGCUCCUUCGCUGGGCGUAGGCCAUAAUGGAACAAACAUUCAUCAUUCCGCCCAUCAUAACUCCACCAAUACUUUGUUCCAUGCUGAAUCAAUAAACGCCACUCACUCGUCAACGAAACACUCCUCGACGAAGACGCACUCUCACACUUCAUUCACGACUACGGAAUUUUCAACCUCUGAGGCUACGUCUUUUUCGGAAACCGUCCUUUCCACCGUCUCGUCCUUUGAGCCCUUAGCUACAGAUGCCGCAUUCGGCGGCGUGUUUGGAAGCGAUGGUGCGUCACCGACAACAACCAGUUCGGAGGCUACUCCUUCAGCAUCAUCCAAUGGGACGGAUACCCUGUUGUCCCCUCAGCAGAAGCAAGUCAUUGGAGGUGUAGUUGGAGGACUUGCUGGCGCCGCUUUCUUCCUUGUUUUGGUUCUGCUGGCUCUGCGGUACAAGAGACGUCAACUCAAUGCAGCUCAAGCCGCCGGGCAACCCACCUCGGAGGGCCGUGGACUUCCCCCGACCAUCGUCACCCCUGACGGAGCUCCCAGCGGAGGCAGCGGCGGCAGUGGAGGCGCAAUGACGGAGAGAUACGGCGCUGCCGCGGUGCCCGCGGCGUUCGCCGGCCUGGCAUCCAAAAGCAGUUCUGCUUCUGCGAAUUCUGCAGAAACAGGUGAAAAGAGCUUCUACCGUGUAUCAGGCAGAAAGCUGCCGUCAGUCCUCCAGGUGGGCGGCGACGGGUACUCGGACCCUCGCUCGAGCUUCAUGAGCAGCACGUCGGACUACUACCGAGGCUCACAGGCCUUUGACCCCGUGGGAGGAGCCGGAGCUCGGCUACAGCUGGGAGUUCCCAUGCGGCCAGACAGCGGCGUACCCAUCGUCCGAUCUGGUCCAGCUCGAGCCGUGGUUGCCGAGCCGAACCCAUUCGCUGACCCUCCGAAGACACCUCCUGCCGAUGCCUCCUCGCCCCCUUUGACACGGCUACGCGAGAGUCCAAGCAGGGGAUCCAGAUUCCAAGAGGGCAUUUGA
Trichoderma citrinoviride is the source of this 1638-nucleotide messenger RNA. RefSeq lists its product as hypothetical. The transcript has 2 exons. The record is from RefSeq and is a predicted model, not a curated record. Bases 1 to 1638 code for a protein of 545 amino acids. NCBI's taxonomy places the organism in Eukaryota, Fungi, Ascomycota, Sordariomycetes, Hypocreales, Hypocreaceae.